This is a messenger RNA of Zophobas morio, 382 nucleotides long. Its product is annotated as U-Asilidin(12)-Dg3a-like. Gene Ontology annotation, biological process: humoral immune response; defense response to bacterium. NCBI's taxonomy places the organism in Eukaryota, Metazoa, Arthropoda, Insecta, Coleoptera, Tenebrionidae. The transcript is spliced from 2 exons. The record is from RefSeq and is a predicted model, not a curated record. Bases 16 to 273 code for a protein of 85 amino acids.
UCGUAUAUAAACACGAUGGAUUCUCAUUUACCGUCAGUACAACAAGAAACCAAAAUGAACAAGUUCUUCGUAGCUACAUUGCUUGCAAUAGUGUUUGCUAUUGCUCUUUUUGAAGUCAAUUCGCUACCACUCGACGAUGAAGUAGGAGAUGAACCUCAUGGACGAGUUACCUGUGACGUCAUCGGUAGUGAAACUCUUUGCGCUAUUCGUUGCAUCGCCAUGGGACACAAAGGGGGCUACUGCGAAAAAGGAGUCUGUCAUUGUCGAGAUUAAUUAAGAUCGUUUUUCUUUGCUCUAUACUGUCAUACAUUAUAUGAAAAUAUGAAUGUAAUUUUGUUAUUUAAUCAACUUUCACACCGGUGUAAAUAAAUAUUCAUUUCGA